Molecule: messenger RNA, 1265 nt
Organism: Olea europaea var. sylvestris
Lineage: Eukaryota; Viridiplantae; Streptophyta; Magnoliopsida; Lamiales; Oleaceae
Product: MADS-box protein SOC1-like
Exons: 7
Coding region: 417-1043 (208 amino acids)
Biological process (GO): positive regulation of transcription by RNA polymerase II
Cellular component (GO): nucleus
Molecular function (GO): DNA-binding transcription factor activity, RNA polymerase II-specific; RNA polymerase II cis-regulatory region sequence-specific DNA binding; protein dimerization activity
Source: RefSeq, a predicted model, not a curated record
UAUUCUCCAUUCCAAUUUAGGUUGUCUAUUUUAGUGCUCCUGGUGAGAUUUCCAUAUCAAGAAAGAGAUGAGGUUCUUAUUCCUCUCUGCUCCUUCCUUAAUCAAGCACACAAAUAGAAAAAGGUCAUCCAUUUCUUUGCUCAAUCUUCUUGGAAAAUCACUUUAGGGUUUCUAAUACCCACAAAUUUUUCUUCCUUUUUCUUCCCUUAUUUUCACAGAUCUGAAAAACCCAUCAUAAUUUCUGUCUGUUUUUUCAACAUAUCCCUUUCUAUUUCUGGAAACCCUCUUAGGUGGACGCUUAUCUUGAUUUGGUUGCUCUUUUCCGACACUUGUAUUGAACCCUUAACCUUUUUUUUUUUUUAACAUUUCACUCAACCUUUAUUGAAAUUGUUGCAUAUAUAAAUAAAUAUAUAGAAAUGGUGAGAGGGAAAACUCAGAUGAAAAGGAUUGAAAAUGCAACAAGCAGGCAAGUUACCUUUUCCAAGCGCAGAAGUGGACUAUUCAAGAAGGCCUUUGAACUUUCUGUUCUCUGUGAUGCAGAAGUUGCACUUAUAAUCUUCUCUCCCGGAGGAAAACUCUAUGAAUUCUCAAGUUCCAGUGUCAAUAAAACCAUACAACGCUAUCAGAAGGAUGUCAAGAACAGAGCUAUCAAACAAAAACCAACUGAAGAAAAUAUUCAGAAUUUGAGAAGCGAGACUGCUGAUUUGAUGAGGAAGAUCGAGCUCCUUGAGGAUUCAAAGAGAAAGCUUCUGGGUGAUGAUUUGGAUGCACGUUCCAUGGAAGAAUUAGAAGAAAUCGAAGAACAGUUGCAACAAAGUUUAAUCAGCAUUAGGGCAAGAAAGAAUUUAUUGUUCAAAGCGCAGAUUGAUCAGCUGAAAGAACAGGAGAAAAUCCUAGCAAAACAAAACAAAGAAUUAAGGAGAAAGUGUGAGAUGGUGACAUUGUCACUGUCAAUAAUUCCAGACUUGGGGGCUCUUGCUCAAAUUAAGGAAGCCGAGACGGCAUUGUUCAUAGGACCUCCCGAAAAACGAGCCACCAAUUAGUUUGCAUAAAUUUAAUUUGAUUUCAUCAACAAAUAUAAAUGCUUGCUUCUAUGUUUGUUCUUGUUUUUUUAUGGAGGAAAACUUAUAUGCCUAAAUUCGGGAGCUGAAAAUUCAUGCUUUUAUGGUUAUAUAUAUUAUUGUAGAGUAUCUAUUGCAGGAAGAUGUAUAUCGUUGAAUCAUUUUUCAUAAUGGAGAAAUUAUGAAGUUCUUAGUCUGGAUUUU